Molecule: messenger RNA, 957 nt
Organism: Tupaia belangeri chinensis (Chinese tree shrew)
Lineage: Eukaryota; Metazoa; Chordata; Mammalia; Scandentia; Tupaiidae
Product: olfactory receptor 13C7
Exons: 1
Coding region: 1-957 (318 amino acids)
Biological process (GO): G protein-coupled receptor signaling pathway
Cellular component (GO): membrane
Molecular function (GO): olfactory receptor activity; G protein-coupled receptor activity
Source: RefSeq, a predicted model, not a curated record
AUGGAAGUGGCCAAUCAAUCCAUCGGAGCAGAAUUUGUCUUACUGGGACUGUCAGAUCACCCAAAGCUUGAGAAAACAUUCUUUGUGCUCAUUCUGCUGAUGUAUCUGGUGAUCCUGAUGGGAAAUGGGGUUCUUAUUCUGGUGACCAUCCUUGACUCUCAUCUGCACACACCCAUGUACUUCUUCCUGGGGAACCUUUCCUUCUUAGACAUUUGCUACACAACCUCUUCCAUUCCUCUAGUUUUGGAUGGCUUCCUCACUCCUAGGAAGACCAUCUCUUUCCCAGGCUGUGCUGUGCAAAUGGCACUCUCCUUUGCCAUGGGAGCCACAGAGUGUGUGCUCCUGGGCAUGAUGGCAUUUGAUCGGUACGUGGCCAUCUGCAAUCCCCUUAGGUACCCUGUGGUCAUGAGCAAGGCUGCAUAUGUGCCCAUGGCCAUCAGCUCCUGGGUGGCUGGUGGAGCCAACUCCUUGGUGCAGAUCUCUCUUGCAGUACAACUGCCCUUCUGUGGGGACAACGUCAUCAACCACUUCACUUGUGAGAUCCUGGCAGUUCUGAAGUUGGCCUGUGCUGACAUCUCCAUCAAUGUGAUCAGCAUGGGGGUGGCCAAUGUGAUCUUCCUGGGGGUUCCAGUUCUGUUCAUCUUUAUCUCCUACAUCUUCAUACUCACCACUAUCUUGAGGAUCCCCUCAGCUGAGGGGAGGAAAAAGGCCUUUUCUACUUGCUCUGCACACCUCACUGUGGUGAUCAUCUUCUACGGGACUAUUCUUUUCAUGUAUGCAAAGCCCAAAUCAAAGGACCCUCUGGGGGCAGACAAGCAGGAUGUUUCAGACAAGCUUAUCUCACUCUUUUAUGGAGUGUUGACCCCCAUGCUAAACCCCAUCAUCUACAGCCUCAGAAACAAGGACGUGAAGGUUGCUGUGAAGAACCUGGUGAAUCAGAAAUGCUUCACAAAGUGA